AUGGCCGCCCUCAAUCAACCUAACCCAUCAUCACCAUAUUACCUUCAUUCCUCUAAUCCACCUGGUCAAUCACUUGUCACUCAACUUCUCAAUGGUGACAAUUACCCCACUCGGAGUCGAGCCACAAUUACCCCACUUGGAGAAGAACGUCGACGUUCCUUAUCUGAUUCACGUUCUGUCCCACUCAAUCAAUCUGCAAUGUCUGUUCAGCAAUCCACUCCAUCCCGAGGCUCCAACAAAUCUCGCCAUGGUUCUUCAUCCCGUGAUGGCCGCGGCUCAGGAUCUUCUUCCAUGCUAGCUCAUCCCAAAGCUGCUGCUGUUACCUCAUAUCUGGGUUCUCCACCUUUGAACAAUUUGACUCCGACUCUGUCUCUUCUUAAGAAUGGUGCCACAAAUCAUAUGAGGACGAAGAGGACUACUGUGAUAGGUGAGCAACACUGGGGUCUGUACACUAUGGAUAACUCUUCUGCCACCUUUAUCUCUACUGCAUCAUUUGGUUCCCAUUUUGACUUAUGGCAUUGGCGCUUAGGACACCCUUCCACCACUUUAUCUCCACAGCUGACACCUGAGCAACCUGUAUCAUCCAUCACGCUUCGUGCUCUAUCUACUGAGCAACCUAUCUCGUCAGCUAUUGACCACCCUCAAUUGCUUCCACAUCGUCCAUCACUCCUUGUGGUCACUCUUUUCUUGUUUCUUUUCUUUGGUGAAGCAUUAUUGCUUCUUGUAGCAGCUUUCUUCGUUGAUUUACUGGAAGAUUGUGAUAGUUUUGAUGGGAACAUGGAGCUGUUCUUGUUCUGUUUUGGUUUGUCUAUAGUUUUUGUUUUCUGUUCUUCUUCAGCUACGACUUUUGGCCUUUGUAAGUUGUUCAAUGAAGAGCUACAAAAUGAGAUUGUUUCUUCUACAUCUUCAAAAUCUUACAAGCUAUUAUUUUCUUAUGCUGCUUGA
Dovyalis caffra is the source of this 945-nucleotide messenger RNA. The record is from the annotation of a GenBank genome assembly. Lineage: Eukaryota; Viridiplantae; Streptophyta; Magnoliopsida; Malpighiales; Salicaceae.